Anopheles bellator is the source of this 1619-nucleotide messenger RNA. RefSeq names its product chymotrypsinogen B-like. The record is from RefSeq and is a predicted model, not a curated record. Bases 2 to 1207 code for a protein of 401 amino acids. The transcript has 3 exons. NCBI's taxonomy places the organism in Eukaryota, Metazoa, Arthropoda, Insecta, Diptera, Culicidae. Gene Ontology annotation, biological process: proteolysis. Gene Ontology annotation, molecular function: serine-type endopeptidase activity.
CAUGUUGCUCUUGCUCGGUCUGUUUGCGCUCUUCGGUGAUGGUUCUUCGGCGCAGUGUGGCGUCCGGCAAAUUAAAACGCGGCACCUGCUGACCAAUGGCUACGAAACACAGGUCGGCGACUAUCCGUGGCACACGGCCAUCUUCCAGCUACGUCCGAAACCGAUCUACGUCUGUGGAGGCACGCUGAUAACCGCGAAAGUGAUCGUCACCUCGGCCCACUGCGUGACCAUGCCCGGUCAGAGUAAGGCACGGAAGCCGGAAGAGAGGGCUCUCGCGCAGGUGAUCCCGCACGAAACGUUCAGCUUGAACGACAUCCAAGACGAUAUCGCCCUGCUCGUGACGAAGGACACGGUGCGUUUCGACGAUUACGUGCAGCCCGCUUGCCUACCCUCGCGGGGCCCGCAGCUCGCAGUCUCCGUCAUCGGAACGGUGGUAGGCUGGGGCUACACGGAGGGCAAACGUGUGGCCAAUGUGCUGCGAGCCGCCACGGCACCGAUCGUGAGUCACCGGCAGUGUCGGGAGAGUAAUGCCGCCGCCUUUGGCGGCAUCCUAAACGACAACAUGUUCUGCGCGGGCUGGCGCAACGGGACCAGCCCUUGCAACGGGGACAGCGGCGGAGGACUCUUCGUGCGGGGUGCUUCCGGCAGCUGGACGUUGCUGGGGAUCGUUGCCUUUUCCGCCUCGGGCGCGCAAGACGAGAACUUCUGCAGCACCUCCGACUACACCGUGUUCGUCGAUGUGGCCAAGUACAUGGUGUGGCUCCGACGGAAGCUGAUGCGCCGUGAUCCUGGCACUCGAGUAUGCGGUCCUCAGAGUGAACUACCCAAGCGGUACAUCGUGCAGAACGGUCGCAACGUGACGUUUCUGGAGGCCUGGAGACUCUGCCAAGGCGUUGGCCAUCGAUUAGCAACGAUCACCAACGCGGAAGACAGCCGUUUGAUUGCGGAGGCCAUUAAAGCGUCGAGCAAUUCCAAAGGACCCUGGUGGGUCGGAGGCACUGAUCUUGGCAACGAAGGAAUGUUUGUGUGGAUUUCCACCAACCAGCCGGUCGGCUACGGAACCGGAUACUUCGAUUACUCGGCAGGGCAGCCGGAUAAUGCUGGAGGACGCGAAAAUUGCCUAGAAAUCGGACGCUGGGGUGGUGUUGGCUGGAACGAUGUACCGUGCGAUUGGAACCAGAGGUACAUUUGUGAGCACGUAGGAUAAGCAUACAAUAAAGCAUAAUGCCAUACAAAUGAUGCCAUGCUGUUUGACUGAGAAGCUUUCUUGUAGCUAGAAAAGACUCAACCAAACACCAAGCGUAAUACAAUUUCAACAAAAGUCAGGCACUUUAAUCAGCAUCCUCACAAAUAAACCGUAGUUUUAUGUCGCACGGCACAUCAUUCCACUGGACUCUGCCGAAUCGGCCUAUCUCAACACAAUUUUCAACACCCUUAAAGUAAUCGGGCUGUCCGGGAAUGAAGUCGAAAUAGCCGGUCUCAAAUCCAAUCGGAAGAUUUGUGCUAAUCCACACGAAAGAACCUUCCAAACCUAGAUCCGUGCGCCUGUGGGCAGAACGAUCACUACUGCACCACUCACUGAUCUUGGCGAUAAGGAGUGGCGGAAGAAAUAAGAAAGC